AGAUGCCGUUUCCGCACGCGGCAUUAUAACCUUUGAACUUUAAAUUCAGGACUGGGAGGCAGAGAUCAGUUCCUCCUCUGGUCCUUUUGUUUGAAAAUCGUGAAGAAAUCGCCAGAAAUGACGAGUCACCGAGCCAGUACGUCUUCUACCCUUUCCUCGGGAUCCGCCACGCCCCGCGGCCUGGGCCAUGCCCCCAGCUGGACGGAUGACCUGCCAGUCUGCCCCCUGUCCGGGGUGGGCUCCUCCACUAACCAGACCUACAGGCUGGACGGGCUCAGGCAGGAGGAACACCCCUUCGAGGACAGGUGUUUCCACUUCAGGCAUGAGAGCGACGUGUACCUGUAUGGUGUGUUUGAUGGGCAUGAUGGGAACCGAGCCUCAGACUUUGCCACCCAGCGCAUGCCUGCAGAACUGCUGCUGGGCCAGCUGGACAAGAUCCAGACAGACAGGGAUGUCAAGAUGGCUCUACACCAGGCUUUCCUGGCUGUAGACAAGGCCUUUUUUGAAGCUAUUGAUGACUACUUGUGUGAGAAAACUACACUUCAGUUGGAGCUGCCAGAGGGUAUGAGUGACUACGAGGUUUACCAGCAGUACCCACAGUUGGUGGAUAAACUCCAUGCCCUGGAUGAGAAGAUCACAGGAGGAACUACAGCUGUGGUGGCACUCAUCCUCAAUAACAAACUGUAUGUGGCAAAUGCAGGAGACAGCAGGGCGGUGCUGUGUAAGACCAAACCUGACUCCUCGCUAGAAGUGGUCCAGCUGAGUAACGACCACGUGAUCGACAAUCCCGACGAGACCCUGCGCCUGUCGCAGCUGGGGCUGAACAUGGAACUCAUCCGCAGCCAGGGCAGUCGCCUUGGCAACCAGGACUGCACCCGCACGCUGGGAAAUUACCAUCUCAAGGGGGGGUACAAGGACUUUGACAUCCUCAGUGUUGCCACAGCAGAACCAGUGAUAGCAGAGCCAGACGUGGUGGGAGGGAUCACAGUGGACGAGUCCUGUAGUUUCCUCAUGCUGUUUUCUGAUGGCUUGUAUAAGUCCCUGGAGAAGUGUACUGGUACGGACAGUGUGAACAGAGACCUGGCCUACAUGGUGUCCGAGGAGCUGGGGAACCAGUCCACCCUGAACAGUGUGGCCCAGGCCGUGGUGGACCGCGUCGUGAGACUUCACCACGACACCUUCAUGCGGGGAGGGGAUCACGCGCGCCUGUGUGCCAAGAGACCUGACAUCAUGCUUAUUGUGAGGAACUUCAACCAUCCGUUCCCCAACUCUUUAACAAGUCCCACACAAGGAGGGGUGUACAACCCCGUCUCUGUUCCAUACAGACCACAUAAGAAUGAAGGACCUCCCCCCAAACUUAUCAUGCCCCCCAAACAGCCCGUUCCUACAAACCUGCAUGAAACCUCACCAACCACUACAGUUGUAGCUCCAGCGACCAAUCAGAGCCCAGUUGUGGCACAACAGUCCCCCUCGGCCACCAUGAGCGAGGUAGCUGACACAAACGUCACUCAAACUACAGGGACGACCAGUAGUGAUACGGAGAGAAGCGGCCCGGAGCUGAGGCUAUUCCGCCGCCGGCAGCGAUCUUACCAGCCGUUAACACUGGACGACGACGGUUUGGUAGAGCCGUAUGUGGACUUCUCUGAUUUUCACCAGAGGUGGAAUGAAUUCAUGAAGACACAGAAGGAACACAUAAGUAGCCUACAGGAGGAAAAGGAGCCCAGUCUUAAGGAAGAGCCUGACAAAGAACUGGAGGAGGAGGAGGCACAACGUUGAAGUUCUCACUGUUAUUACCGAAACAGUGUUGUCUUUUCACAGUGCUGCAUGCUAACCAUUGAUAGCAUUUAAUGCUUUCUCAUAUGUGUAUAAAUAAUAAGCACUUAGAUAUUCAAUGUACAGUACCGGUAUGUACAUGUGCAUGCAUCAAACAUUUGUCCCUAUAGAUAUAAAUGUUUCCUGCAUCACAUGGAUUUAUAUGUAAAUAUGUAAUGUGUUUAUAGCUUUCAGAGUGUGUCCCAAAUCCUGCAAGACAGGACAAGAAACAUCAAAUGUAAACUUUAUGAUAAUCUUUCUACAGUAGAUGUAUGUAACACCUUUACAUAGAAGGAUGAGAAUGCCCAGUGAGUGGUGACUACCUACUUGGUUUAAGCUCUCAGGCUACUAAGUAAGCCUACCAUAUCACCUUAUGAUGGCAAAGGUCCAUUGUAGGCUGAGCAGGGUUGAAAAUAAAGGAUGAAAGAUGAUGCGAUA
Messenger RNA from Branchiostoma floridae (Florida lancelet), 2250 nucleotides. RefSeq names its product TGF-beta-activated kinase 1 and MAP3K7-binding protein 1-like. Gene Ontology annotation, biological process: protein dephosphorylation. Lineage: Eukaryota; Metazoa; Chordata; Leptocardii; Amphioxiformes; Branchiostomatidae. The transcript is spliced from 8 exons. Bases 118 to 1776 code for a protein of 552 amino acids. Gene Ontology annotation, molecular function: protein serine/threonine phosphatase activity. The record is from RefSeq and is a predicted model, not a curated record.